CGGCGGGCGCGUCGCCGCCUGACGGGCUCUCCCCUUCCCUCCUCAGGUAACUUCGACGGUGGCUACGGAACCGCGGGCAGCUCGGGGCCCGCGGGCGGCUACGCGCAGUCCCCGGGAGGCUUCAGCUCGCCCACCGGCACCCAGGCGGAGAAGAAGCAGCGAGCCCGCUCCCAGAACAUCGUGCCCUGCACCGUGUCGCAGCUGCUGGCGGCCGAGCAGGUCGACGAGACCUUCAGGAUCCGGGACGUGGAGAUCACGCAGGUUACCAUUAUAGGGAUAAUUCGGCACGCUGAGAAAGCACCAACGAACAUUCUCUACAAAGUGGAUGACAUGACGGCAGCGCCGAUGGAUGUCAGGCAGUGGGUUGAUACUGAUGAGGCAGGUGGCGAGAAUAUCGUGGUACCUCCAGGAACUUAUGUAAAAGUAGCUGGUCAUCUUCGGUCCUUCCAGAAUAAGAAAAGCUUGGUGGCAUUUAAGAUCAUGCCUCUGGAAAACAUGAAUGAGUUCACCACGCACAUACUAGAGAUUGUUAAUGCGCAUAUGAUCCUCAGAAAAAAUCUUAUGGCAGCAUCAAGAGCGCCUCAGUCAUUUACCUCUGCUGGGAUAGGUGACAUGGGGGGCUAUGGUGGAGGUGGCAGUCUGCCAGUGAAUGGACUCACAGCACAUCAGAGUCAGGUGCUGAACCUGAUUAAAAACUGCCCUGUCCCAGAAGGUAUGAGUCUUCAAGAGCUGAAACUUCAGCUCCACAAUGUCAGCAUGUCAACAAUCAAGCAAGCAGUUGAAUUCCUUAGCAGCGAGGGACACAUCUACUCCACUGUGGAUGAUGAUCACUAUAAGUCUACGGAUGCUGAGUGAAGUUCUUUCCAGCUGGAUUUGUUUUUAAGCAAAUGCUUGUCUGUGUUUCAAGUUAACCUGCCGAGCUUUGUGAUGUAGAAGGUGAUCUUUGCUCUUUCUAGCCUGUAAGAGUCAGUUAUUCUGUGAGUGCCUACAUGUUGGUACUCAAGGACAAGCAGAAGGAUUCUGUUGACUGAACUUGAUUACUGUGCCAUGAUGGAAGCAUAAGCGAAUAUGGGAAAACUGAACUCAAAGCUUCAGAGCCUUCAGUUUGUUUUUGUCUCUUAGUAGAAUGACUGUUAGAAAGAAAAAAAAAAAAAAACUUUCUAAUCUUGUCGUGGGCAGAUAGACUUUUGUUUCUAGAGCUGUUACUACUACCACGCCUUUCAUUCCAUUUAAUUCACAAAGUGGGUAGCCAAGCGUACUAUUCCACUAAUGUAUAGUAAUCAUGACUAGUUUUGUAAUUAGUUUAGUCUGUGCAUUUAAAUCUAUAUUUGUACUAUAAGGUAAUCUUAUUACUGGAGCUUUUGAAUCUUAUAUCCAAUAAAAUUUUAACUUGGCUAGUCUUGCA
Oxyura jamaicensis (ruddy duck) is the source of this 1405-nucleotide messenger RNA. It is a transcript of the gene RPA2, whose product is annotated as replication protein A2. Gene Ontology annotation, biological process: double-strand break repair via homologous recombination; nucleotide-excision repair; DNA replication. Gene Ontology annotation, cellular component: chromosome, telomeric region; site of double-strand break; nucleus. Gene Ontology annotation, molecular function: DNA binding. The annotation marks the transcript as partial. The record is from RefSeq and is a predicted model, not a curated record. Lineage: Eukaryota; Metazoa; Chordata; Aves; Anseriformes; Anatidae. The transcript is spliced from 8 exons.